Messenger RNA from Clavispora lusitaniae ATCC 42720, 1020 nucleotides. It is a transcript of the gene TRR1, whose product is annotated as thioredoxin-disulfide reductase. Gene Ontology annotation, cellular component: cytosol; cytoplasm. The record is from RefSeq and is a predicted model, not a curated record. Gene Ontology annotation, biological process: removal of superoxide radicals; cell redox homeostasis. Gene Ontology annotation, molecular function: thioredoxin-disulfide reductase (NADPH) activity. NCBI's taxonomy places the organism in Eukaryota, Fungi, Ascomycota, Pichiomycetes, Serinales, Metschnikowiaceae.
AUGCUAUUUGGCAUAAGUACAAACUUUACCAACUCCUUAGUCAAAAUAUCAAAGAAAAUGGUUCACCACAAAGUCACAAUUAUUGGUUCUGGCCCUGCGGCCCACACCGCUGCCAUCUACUUGGCGCGUGCUGAAGUCAAGCCAACUAUGUAUGAAGGUAUGUUGGCUAACGGCAUUGCCGCUGGAGGUCAGUUGACCACUACUACAGACAUCGAAAACUUCCCAGGUUUUCCUGAAGGAAUUUCUGGUACGGGGUUGAUGGAAAACAUGAGAAAGCAAAGCGAAAGAUUCGGUACCGAAAUCAUCACUGAAACCAUUUCCAAGGUGGAUUUCAGCAAGCGUCCAUUCAAGUUGUGGACUGAGUGGAACGAAGAUGCCGAGCCUAUUACCACAGAUGCUGUCAUUCUUGCAACCGGUGCCUCGGCCAAGAGAAUGCACAUUCCAGGUGAAGACACCUACUGGCAACAAGGUAUUUCUGCUUGUGCUGUCUGCGACGGUGCUGUGCCUAUUUUCAGAAACAAGCCUUUGGCUGUUAUUGGUGGCGGUGACUCUGCAUGUGAGGAGGCUUUGUUCUUGACGAAGUAUGCGUCGAAGGUUUUCUUGCUUGUGAGAAGAGACGUCUUGAGAGCAUCCCCAAUCAUGCAAAAGAGAGCAAUGAACCAUGAAAAGAUUGAGAUUUUGUGGAACACUUCUGCCACUGAGGCCAAGGGUGAUGGCAAGUUGAUGAACAGUCUUGACAUUAUCAACAACAAGACUAAAGAAACCUCUACUCUCCAAGUUAAUGGCUUGUUCUACGCUAUUGGACACAUCCCUGCCACUCAGGUGUUUGCUUCUCAACUUGAAACCGACGAGCAGGGUUACAUCAAAACUGUCCCUGGCACUGCCCAAACAUCUGUCCCAUUCGUUUUCGCCGCGGGUGAUGUUCAAGACAAGAAGUACAGACAAGCCAUCACCUCUGCAGGUACUGGUUGUAUGGCUGCUCUUGACUGUCUCGCCAAAUUCGACGAAGAAGAGGAGUGA